UACGACAUGACGUAAAGGGAGGCGUGACUUUCUGUAACGUAAAAGAAGGUGAAAGCCAAGGACCACGGUGAAAUCACGACUAUUCGUUGUUGUCGGAGGGACACAAGAGCCUGGUUAAGAUUAACAACAAUGGACCGAAUUAGAUCAUCUUUCAACAGCAUGAUGAGAAGUGAGCGGUACAGCCGGUUCACCCUGCAGCCGGCGGAGAACGGAGAGCGCCACGUUGAGGUCAAACUGUCGGAAGGUGCCAUCGAUGACGGCACAGAGAUGGAAGCUGCCGGCUCUCCGAGCUUCAGACCAGCUCCUCCACGUCAGAACAGACGUACUGUUGUCUUUGUGGUCCUUGGAACCCUCCUCAUAUUUAUGAUCGGAUUCCUGGUUGGUCACAUCAGCCACCGGAGUCCAAAGGUGGAGGCAGACUUAAUGCCAAGCAAGAAAAGUGAAACGAAUGAAUCUCCAGCACCCCCUGCAGCACUUCCAGAUGUCUCACUGAACUGGCAGGAUGUCACUCAGCUCCUCGCAGGGAAACUCACCAGUCAGGCCUUUGAAAAGACUCUUAAGGACUUUGAUCGUCCCAGUCGCUCAGCAGGAAGUGAGGAAGACGCGCGCCUGGGUAACCGCAUCUUUGACACAUUCAAGACCCUGGAGAUGGAGCCCUGGACAGACAUUCACUAUGUUCAGCUGCAGAAGCCAGACAGCAACCGUCCAAAUACCAUCCAGUUUGGUUCUGAUGCUUUUAAACCUGAGGGGUAUCUAGCCUACAGCGGGACUGGCAGAGCUCAGGGCCGACUGGUUUACGGAAACUACGGUCGUCAAGAAGAUCUGACCGUUGUGCAGCAGAGCGUCGACCUGGAAGGUUCUGUGCUGCUGCUGCGUGCCGGAAAGAUCAGCUUUGCUCAGCAGGUGGACAAUGCUGCCAAGAAGGGAGCCAUUGCUGUUCUAAUCUACCCCGAUCCUCAAGACUACAAACUCGUCGCAACCACUGAACUUUAUGGACAUGUCCAUCUGGGCUCAGGUGACCCCUACACCCCUGGAUUCCCCUCCUUUAACCACACCCAGUUCGCUCCAACAAAGUCCUCCGGUCUCCCCAAAAUCCCAGCUCAGACCAUCACCCCUAACACAGCUUCAGCUCUUCUCCAGAAAAUCGGUGGUCCUGAUGCUGGCAGGAACUUUAAAGGUCAACUCGAGUCUGUGUUUUACAAGCUGGGAGGCAUUAAGAACAUCACUGUUGAGGUAAACAACAUGUUGGUCAACAAGGAGAUCCACAAUGUGUUUGGAGUGAUUAAAGGAUUCUCUGAUCCCGAUCGAUUUAUUGUCCUGGGAGCUCAGAGAGACGCUUGGGGACAAGGUUAUGCCAAAGCCACUGUUGGCACCUCUGUGCUGGUGGAGCUGGCCAAGGCCUUCCAUGAGAUGGUGGAGAAAGAUGGGUUCCGACCCAGGAGAAGCCUGGUAUUUGCAAGCUGGAGUGCUGGAGAAUAUGGAAGUGUUGGUGCCACCGAGUGGUUGGAGGGUUACAUGUCUUCGAUUGACAAAAAUGUCUUCACCUACAUAAGCCUGGAUGGAGUAGUGAUGGGUCACGGAAGCUUCAUAGCCUCAGCAAGUCCGCUGCUCUACAGCCUCAUCGGGAGCACGAUGAACGAGGUGACGGGACCUCUUGGUUCUGACAAAAUGUACCAAACGAUGGGAGGCAAUGACUGGGAGGCUAAAGUACUGAGACCUAUGUCGAUGGACGACCCCGCCUACCCGUUCUUGGCUUUCUCUGGAAUUCCCUCCAUCUCCUUCCAUUUCAUCUCUGUGGAUACCGAGGCCUACCCUUACUAUGGCACCAACCUGGACAACAUGGAUCAUCUCAAUUACCAAACGAACCAGCACACCAGUGAGAUCACCGCCACGGCGGCAAAGUUUGCCGGUCUGAUGGCUCUGAAGCUGGUCCACGACCACCUGCUGUAUCUGGACGUGAGUCGAUACGACGGCCUCUCAACCGCCGUGAGGCAGAUCUACAUUCGCGUCAAUCAGCUCUCGCAGUCUGGUCAGCUGAAGGGUGUUAGUCCCAGCUGGCUGAAUCAGGCUCGAGGUUCGUUCCAGCGAGCAGCCGGAAGCAUCAAACUCGCCAUCGACAAAACGGACUUAAGUGACCCAGAGGCCUGUCGGAUUCUCAAUGACAGGAUCAUGAGUGUUGAGCACUCUCUCAUCUCCCCGUACAUGUCCCCGGUUGAGACUCCCUUCCGCCACAUCCUGCUCGGUCACGGUCCUCACACCUUGGCGUCCAUCGCCCAAACCAACGACACGGAGCAGCUCCGCACCCAGCUGGCCCUGGCAACCUGGACCCUGCAGGGAUGUGCCAACGCCAUGGUGGGGAACAUCUGGGACAUCGACAAUGAGAUCUAAAACGGGAGUGAAGGUUGUUAAAAUGAACUCGAGUGCUAAAUUAUCAACACCUGAAGCACAAACUAAACACACCUUUUCCUUCUUAAUUCAGGGUUAGAUUAACAUUUUUCUUUAAUUGUUAAAAUUCAGUUGGGAAAAAAUGAAAAACUGAAGCAUCACCAGAUACUUGAAUAAUAGAAGUACUGACCAGUCCUACUCCGUCAGCAUGCUGAACAGGCUGCAGUCUCCUGCCAACAGCACUGAAACCUUAUUUAUACUUUUUAUAUAUUUAUCAGUGGCAGUGCCCACUAUAUUUAUUAUCAGUCUUUUGUUUUAAUGCAGCAUUAUCGGAAGCAGUGCCUUCCAUAAUUAUGACGGUUAUACUGUCGAAAGCCACAGCAGCAUCUGCUACUAAACAACCUCCUUAACUGUUGCCGAAGCUGAACCUGAACUGGUGGCUAAUUCUCCCGUUUGUGUAGCUUUAGGCUUCGGCUGCUGCUGCUGCUUCAUAUCUGCACAAGCUGGGAGAAAUAAAUAUCCAAAUUAGGAUUGGAAACUUUAAAUAUGGUCAAACAAAAAGAGCACACAGUGUUCAGUAGGGUUGGGCAUCGUUUGAUUUUGAACAGUUCCUCGUUUCGACUCCGGUUCCUAUCGAUUCCGAUUCUUUCAAGACAUGACAUGUUUAACAUGAGCCAGCUAACCACAGGUCCUACUUGAUGAAAUAAUCUUAACUGCAACAUGAAUUUUAAUUCUAUGAACAACAACAUCGCCUUCAUUUAGACUAGAACGUGUUUUGGAGACAAAAAGAAACAGACUUGCAGCACCACCAGUGUGUUUGUUUCUGACCACAACCAAAGUGUGGAAGCAGCCUCCGGGAUGAGAGGCUAAAUGUCUCCAACAUAUCCAGGAACGUCCAGCUGUUUUCAGCUAAAACUCUCAGGAUGAUCAUAUCCAGGAUGACGGAGAACUACACCUCCAUGCUGCAGCAGAGUUCAGUCAGAACAGGAAGUGAAACUUAAACGUAGCUUGCUGCGUCUGACUGCCGACGCUCCGUGUGUGUUUUUAUUUCUGCAGUGAGACAAACUCGCCUCACACCGGCCAGAGUUUGUUCUCUAAAGCUUCUAUUAAAUCCACCGUGUUGACGUAUUUAACAAGUUUCCUCCACGCUGCAGGAGUUAAAGUUUACAUUACAGAGUAAAAGUUCGGCAGACGCGUUUGUUUAUAUCCGGGUGGGGGGAGGGGGGACUCGUGCUGCACACAGACAGCUGGUGUGAUCGGCUCUGAAAAGCGUUGAACACAAUUUGCAGGUCACGUUUAAUUUUUCACGGAGACCGGCCGCGGAUUCCUCUUCCGGUCGGCAUUCUAGGAAUCAAAACUAGGAAUCGAAAUUAAAAACUUUGAACGAUUCUGGGAAAAACUAACAGUUGGAACCGGUUCCAAUCGAUGCUCGAUGCCCAACCCUAGUGUUCGGUUUUGGCACAAUUAACUAAACUGGCUCCAUAAUUUGCAUUUAAACCAUUUAUGUUGCACAGUUUACGUCGGAGAAAAGUAACGUUAUCGGGAGCAGUGCCUUCCAUAAUGAUGAUCUGACGGUAGUUUUUGCCUACCACUUUGUGCGUUAGUUUUGUAUGUUGUGUAUUUAUCGAGAGCAGUGUCUCUCAUAUUUCACUUACGGGUGGAACAGCUUAUCGGGAACAGUGUGUCCCAGAGUUUUAUACUUGACUUUUUGUCGGUUUGAUUUGUUUUUGGGUGCAGACUUCUGAACUUCCUGGUGUUUGGGCAGCUGUGUUUUGUUUUGGAUGUUACGGUUUUAAUGGGGCGGAGCGUAAUGUGGAGUGAUGAGCAACCAAAUAUGUUUCCAUGUUAUAAAAAAGUGCCAGGACGAGAGUUGAAAUGGACUCUGACAGUGAUUGGCUCGUUGGAUUAAACUUUGUGUAAAGCAAGAGAAACUAGUUGCACGCUGUUAGCCUGCAGUGUUCAAGGAUUUAAAUCCAUGCGUCUGUAAUGAGAACUCCAUUAAUCUUAUGAUCCUUCGUUAACGUCAUCAAUUAUUUUAGAUUUUAAAGUUUAAAACAGUUUUCUGCGCACCAACAGCGAUGUUCAAGUAAAGCUAGGUAAAAGUCAUUUCCCUAGCCAGUUAUUGCAUCUCUUAGAUUUGGUGAAACAGGUUGAAGUAUUUUGUUCUUGAUCUCAAAAUGUAUUUUUCCUUCCAUAAAUUCUAAUUUCUGAAUUGGUUAAUCAUUUAAUGAAAUCAUCAUUUAUGCAGGGAUGAAGAAAAUUCACCUAAUUUCUAAAGUUUAGUGAAGUAUUUGGUUUUUCAGUAGUGAAAAUGUUGAAAUGCACUGUUUUCCUGAUGUGUUACAAAAGCCAGUUCUUGUGAACCUCGUUACCUCUGAACUUGUUUCUUCGCAGAACAACAAUCAUGAUGAGCUGCAUGUGAAUUAGUUUACUAACUAAAAGGCACUCUGCAUGCAUUUCCCUCCCAGUUCAUGUUACAGAACCAAAACCCACCCGGGCCUAGGAACUGCUUAUUCUGCUAAAUGUUUCAUAUUUUUCUGCAUAUUUUACCUCUAAAGAAUUGUCAGUACCAAAGGAGUUCCAAAUUCAUGAAGUAAGAACGUUGUUUAUUCUGAUUUCUCUUUGUUUUCUCAUCAGGUCUGUCUAACCCUGUUGAAUUCUGAAAAUAAACAUGUUUUUUUUUUUCCUUCACUGUUUAAAACGUAUUCAAUUGAAGGUUUAAUAUACUUUAGUUGAUGUUUAAUGCAGUUUCCAAAUCCAGCAGAAAAUGUGUAAUAAAUUCCUUUGGCUAGCUAA
Messenger RNA from Nothobranchius furzeri (turquoise killifish), 5181 nucleotides. RefSeq names its product transferrin receptor 1b (gene tfr1b). Lineage: Eukaryota; Metazoa; Chordata; Actinopteri; Cyprinodontiformes; Nothobranchiidae. Gene Ontology annotation, biological process: intracellular iron ion homeostasis; iron ion transport. The record is from RefSeq and is a predicted model, not a curated record. Gene Ontology annotation, cellular component: external side of plasma membrane.